GAGUUUCGCUCUUGUUGCCCAGGCUGAAGUGCAAUGACACGAUCUUGGCUCACUGCAACCUCCACCUCCCAGGUUCAAGUGAUUCUCCUGCCUCAGCCUCCCAAGUAGCUGGGAUUACAGGCGCCCACCACCACGCCCAGCUAAUUUUUGUAUUUUUAGUAGAGAUGGGGUUUCGCCACAUUAGCCAGGCUGGUCUCGAACUCCUGACCUCAGAUGAUCCACCCGCUUCAGCCUCCCAAAGUGUUGGGAUUACAGGUGUGAGUCACCGUGCCGGGCCAAAGCUCACUUCUUUUUUUUUUUUUUUCGAGACGGAGUCUUGCUCUGUCACCCAUGCUGGAGUGCAGUAGAGCAAUCUCAGCUCACUGCAACCUCCGACUCCCGGGUUCAAGUGACUGUCCUGCUUCAGCCUCCCGAGUAGCUGGGAUAACAGGUGGGCCCAGCUAGUUUUUUUGUAUUUUUUGUAGAGACGGUUUCAUCAUGUUGGCCAGGAUGGUCUCGAUCUCCUGACCUUGUGAUCCGCCCGCCUCGGUCUCCCAAAGUGCUGGGAUUACAGGUGUGAGUCACCGUGCCCAGCCUUUAAAAAACUUUUUAUUUUAUUUUUUAUUUUUGAAACGGAGUCUUACUCUGUCGCCAGAUUGGAGUGCAGUGGCGCAAUCUCAGCUUACUGCAACCUCAAAACUCACUCCUUACUGACUUCUAGCAUACUGUACAUAUCUCACCUAUUUUCUUGGGCAGGGAUUUUUGUCUGUUUUGUUCACUACUGUACCUCGUGGCUUAGAACAGGGCUUGGAACACAGUAGCUUUUCAUAGAUAAUUGUUGAAUACAUAAAGUAAAUAAAAUGUGCAGUCAAAACUAUCGGGCCUGCAGGCAUAGUGGCUCACGUCUGUAAUCCCAGCACCUUGGGAGGCCGAGGCAUGAGGAUCGCUUGAGCCCAGGAGUUCGAAACCAGCAUGGGCAACAAAACUAGACCCCCGUCUCUACAAAAAAGCAAAACAAAGCAAAAAAACCUAUGCUAUCUGCAAGCUAUGGAAUAAUAUGAACGAGAAUAUAUCAGCGUGAUCUCAGUAGGUACGUAUGUCUUAGGAGGGGAGAGAAGGGCUGGACAACCAAGCCCUAGACGCAACCCAGUUAGACGUGGAGUAGGCUCCUGGUAGCUGAACUCAAUCUUUAGCACUCCACCCUGGAGAGGAAGAAGGGGUUCUCCAGGGUCAGCCAGCAGACAGCUGCAUCCUUUCUGGAAAUCAACCACUGUGGCCAGCCGGUAUUUGUCGUUGGUCCAUGUUUUCACCUAUUCAGGCCCAAGAGCCUCAAGGUGGGGUGGGGGGUUUAGUGGAAGCUCCUAGCGGGAGGAGGUGACAGUCCCCAGGGUCUGGCCCCUUAAUUCAGCCAUCCCGCGGGCAGGCACCACACCUGAGAGUCUGGAUCUACAAUGGACGCGCCUCCUGUCCUUCCCCCACCACGACCUGCUACGUGAUCUCGGAAACAGGGUCUAGGACUGAGGCUCCUGCCCCCUCCUCUCGUAAUUUCCCGGAGAGUAUGGGGCGGGGCGGUGAAUCAGCACUCGCAGGGACUGAUGCAGCCCUGAUCCCCGCCAGGGGUCCCCAGCAGCCUCGGCAUUCGAAACACCCCCCCCGGUCCUCCUGCGCCUGCGCGCUACGUCCGCUGGGAGUUGUAGUCUCGACCGCCCCUUUGUCCUUGGUCUCUUCAACGCCUCAGUCCACUGCAGGUUACACUACAACUCCCAGGGGCCCAUGCGUCCGAGGCCUGGCGGGGCGGGAGGCUCAAGGGGGAGGGGUAAGGGGGCGUCUGGAGAAGCUGGGGUAAGGGAACUGGGAAGUGAAGUGAAAAAAGGGGAGAGUGGGGCGCAGUGGGAAAGGACAGGGUGCCCGGAAGACGCGCAGUGAGCCCACCUGGGGAGCGGGGAGUUCUAGCCGCUGCCGGGCCCGGGCGGGGCCGGGCGGGGCUUGCGGACGGGCGGGCGGGGCCUGCCUCCGUCAUGCGGCGUGGGCGGGGCCGCAGGGGGUUGUCCGUCCGUGGCACGCACAGCAGCCGCAGCCGCCUCGCGCCCGGUCCCGCGGUCGCAGCUCCAGCCACCUCGUCCGCGCAGCCGCCGCCUCAGCCGCUCGCUCCGUGGGUCGGUCGUCUCCGGCACUUGGGCUCCAGUCGCGCCCUCCAAGCCCUUCAGGCCGCCCCAGUGUCCUCCUCCUUCUCCGGCCAGACCCAGCCCCGCGAAGAUGGUGGACCGCGAGCAACUGGUGCAGAAAGCCCGGCUGGCCGAGCAGGCGGAGCGCUACGACGACAUGGCCGCGGCCAUGAAGAACGUGACAGAGCUGAAUGAGCCACUGUCGAAUGAGGAACGAAACCUUCUCUCUGUGGCCUACAAGAACGUUGUGGGGGCACGCCGCUCUUCCUGGAGGGUCAUCAGUAGCAUUGAGCAGAAGACAUCUGCGGAUGGCAAUGAGAAGAAGAUUGAGAUGGUCCGUGCGUACCGGGAGAAGAUAGAGAAGGAGUUGGAGGCGGUGUGCCAGGAUGUGCUGAGCCUGCUGGAUAACUACCUGAUCAAGAAUUGCAGUGAGACCCAGUACGAGAGCAAAGUGUUCUACCUGAAGAUGAAAGGGGACUACUACCGCUACCUGGCUGAAGUGGCCACUGGAGAGAAAAGGGCGACGGUGGUGGAGUCCUCCGAGAAGGCCUACAGCGAAGCCCACGAGAUCAGCAAAGAGCACAUGCAGCCCACCCACCCCAUCCGAUUAGGCCUGGCUCUUAACUACUCCGUCUUCUACUAUGAGAUCCAGAACGCCCCAGAGCAAGCGUGCCACUUGGCCAAGACCGCGUUCGACGACGCCAUCGCCGAGCUUGACACCCUCAACGAGGACUCCUACAAGGACUCCACGCUCAUCAUGCAGCUCCUCCGUGACAACCUCACGCUCUGGACGAGCGACCAGCAGGACGACGACGGCGGCGAAGGCAACAAUUAAGGCCCCAGGGGGACUGGCAGCGCACGCGGAUGCUACUACUGCAGUCUUUAUUUUUUUCCCAUGAGUUGGGGGUCGGGUGGGGGAGGGAAAGGGAGGGAUGACCUUCCCAGGGAGAAACCCACGACCUGUCCUGUCUUUGAUCGCCUCUUUGACAUUUUUGCCAAAAUACCACUAGUGGAAAGUCAGGCUAGCUGUGCUGGUAUUGGAAUAGCAGCCUCACACUGGCGUCUGGACUGUUCUGUAGAUUCAUGCAAGUGGAGCUGUCUGUCUCUAAUUUAACUUAUUGCUAGAUAAUAGGGUUUUCAGAUGAAAAGAAAAAGAGAAAUGGCCCUCAUUAAGUUCUGUGGUUCCAGUAAGGAUUUUUAUGUACAUAUGCUCUCGUCUCUCGUUUUGGGUACUUUCAUCUGUCUCAGCUCUGCAUGUUUUCCAGGGUGUAGCCUACAGACAUGGAACAGUGUAAAUCCCAGACUGACAGACUUAGAACCUGAGGUCUCAUUCGUCCUUAUGGUUUAGGCCUUGCCAGUUUUCCGAAGUCUCUGAUUAGUUGACAGUAUUAACACUAAAUUGCAGUUUACAGUAUUUCUACAUUACAGCCAUAUGUAACAUCAAGCCAUCGAUUGUGUACUUUUCCUUUGCUAGUUGUUUGGGCUUUAACAUCCUUAUUCAGCCUUAUCCAGGUUGGUUUUGCUGUUCAUCGGUCUCCUAGGCUAAAUGAGAAUGAAAGCGACUUCAGGUUUUGGUUCAUAGGUGCUCGGCAGGUGGCUGUGGGAUUUUUUUUUUUUUUUUUUUUUUUUUUGGUCCUUCUUUCCUCUUAACGUAAAUCCACCACCAAAAUUAUUAAUCCUCUUGAGAGAAACGUGAAACGCCACAAAAAUAGAGAAAAUUCAGGUCUGUAUGUCAUGGAUCGUGUUGGUAUUUUCAGAGAACAUCCCGCUUCCGAAGCUGCCGCAGCUCCCUCCUCAGGGAUCACACUGCCGUCACCCACUCUGCACUGGGGCGUUUCCUACCGCACCUCGUGCUGGCGGACGCAGCUGGGUGGAGAAGCUGUGGGGUCAGAGAGGCGUUUGGAGAAGGUCUGUGGUGCAGUGUGUGAAAAUUCAGGUGCUAGAAGCCUACUGGUAGAAAAACCCAAAAGGAAGAGCUAUAUCCUUAACACCAUUCUGUCCAAUUUCGGGAGCCCUGUCAGUGUGUCGGUUUUUCCUCGAAGACACUCCUUCCCCAGGUAAUUGUAGGAAGAUAAAAAAACUGUUACCAGAUAACAAACACUGAACUCCUAUUUGACCAGAACUUUUUCCUCUCGAGAUAGUUUUUCUUUUUAAUGAAAAAAGCAUAGAAAUUGGAGAUUGGCUUGUCUCGCACAGCCAGUGCACAUUUGGAAUUGACGGAAACAACAUUGCUAUUUCCACCCAUUUGUUUUCGGCAGCCUUAAGGCCCUCAUUCUCAUUUCGGGUGAAUCUGUCUAUCUGUGAACGUGGCCCGCAUGUGCAUUCUUUUUUUUUUAAUAUAAAGUCAGUGACAAGAGGAACUCCCGAGACGUGUGAUGACACCACACUUGUUUUCUUUGUUUCUUUGUUUUAUUUAGGCAAGAAGAGGUGUGAGUAAUUGAGGAAAAACUGACAGAUGCUUUUGCUAAUACCAAAAUUGAGCUUACAAUUAGGAACUGAGUAUGUGUAACAGGAUACAGGUGACAGUGAAGAUAGACGAACCACGAUGACCACAGACUCAAUGUGCUCUGUAACAUUGCACAGUUUACCCAGCAUGACUUUCCUUAGGAGGCCCCCUCCUCACGCUAGAGCAAAAGUCCCAGUUAACUGAAGCCUACCAGAAGAACUAGUAGAAGAAGCUUUGCCGCUUUUGUGCCUCUUACAGGCGCCUAAAGUCAUUGCCAUGGGAGGAAAACGAUUUGGGGGGGGGGGGGCGGGGUAGGUGGGGCUUUCCCUAAUUUAUCUUCAUGUCCAGUGAGCAGUGUUGCGUUUUUCCUUGUAGCAUUUGGAAAUGAUUUACUGGAAUUACAAAACCUAUUUUUCCUUUAAAUUUCAGCUUUGGCUCUGGCUGCUUUUUAGAAUAAUGCAAGAUAAAAAUCACACCUGAGGGCUAAAAACGGAGAGGGAAUGGGAGACUUGAUAUUUAAGCAGCUUGAAUGGUUUUUCUUUUCUUUAUUUUUAAAGAAAUGCACUUGCCUAUGAUAAUGUCUCUCCAGUGAAAUGAUUACUCCUCCAUUACUCUAUUGAUACAAUAUUGUGCAUGCUAGUGUUGUAUUUCUAUACAGUAGCUUGAAAUUGAUUAACUUAUACUGUAGGUGUUAUGUAUUCCUAUGACAAAAAAAAUUAAGUCUUCAAAUUUUUUAAAAGUUUUUUUUUUUUUUUAAUUUAAUUUUUCCUUUUGGGGGUAAAGUUUGCUCUACCAAAUAGUGAUUGUAACAAAUUGAUCUGUUUUGGAUGUUGCUAUAGUGACAUGCAGUUAUAUAUUUUGUUUUUAAAAGGGGGGGGAGCAAAAGAAACACCAGUGUUAGCUUAAUCUUAAUGUCUGGUGUUUGUCAUGGUGAAAUUAUAACUAUUACAGUGUCGGAGAACAACAAAUAUGUUCUCUGAAUGAGCCUUUGUGCUUUUUGUCAUGUUAUGCAGUGAACUAUUUUUAAGGUCUAAUCAGUGAUUAUUUUUCCAGCUCCGUGUUUCUCUAAGGAAUUAUUUCACACACGGACCAUCUUUAGCAGUUUCCUCAGUGAUGGAAUAUCAUGAAUGUGAGUCAUUAUGUAGCUGUCGUACAUUGAGCAAAUAAACUUACAGAUCUGA
Pongo pygmaeus (Bornean orangutan) is the source of this 5771-nucleotide messenger RNA. It is a transcript of the gene YWHAG, whose product is annotated as tyrosine 3-monooxygenase/tryptophan 5-monooxygenase activation protein gamma. Bases 2236 to 2979 code for a protein of 247 amino acids. The record is from RefSeq and is a predicted model, not a curated record. The transcript has 2 exons. Lineage: Eukaryota; Metazoa; Chordata; Mammalia; Primates; Hominidae.